Molecule: messenger RNA, 549 nt
Organism: Theobroma cacao (cacao)
Lineage: Eukaryota; Viridiplantae; Streptophyta; Magnoliopsida; Malvales; Malvaceae
Source: RefSeq, a predicted model, not a curated record
AUGGCAAGGGGCACAUUUGCCAAUAUCCGCAUUGUCAACAAGCUCUUGCAGGGAGAAGUUGGUCCAAAGACAAUUCACAUUCCAACAGGAGAUAAGCUUCAUGUUUAUGAUGCAGCAAUGAGGUACAAAACUGCUGGGCAAGACACUAUCAUCCUAGCUGGAGCAGAAUAUGGAAGUGGCAGCUCACGAGAUUGGGCUGCCAAGGGUCCAAUGCUACUGGUGGGGACACCUAAUUUAGGAGUGAAAGCAGUUAUUGCCAAAAGCUUUGAGAGAAUCCAUCGUAGUAAUCUGGUUGGUAUGGGAAUCAUACCUCUUUGUUUCAAGCCUGGUGAGGAUGCAGAUACUCUAGGAUUAUCAGGCCAUGAGCGCUAUUCAAUUGAUCUUCCAAGUAAAAUCAGUGAGAUAAGGCCUGGCCAAGAUGUUACCGUCACAACUGGCACUGGCAAAUCCUUCACGUGUACUGUCCGCUUCGAUACAGAGGUGGAAUUGGCAUACUUCGAUCAUGGUGGCAUUCUUCCAUUCGUCAUUCGUAAUUUAAACAAGGAGUAG